AUGGUCCAGGACCUCGUCCGGAGGGGCAUGAAUUCAUCCAAAGACCGUGACCGGAACGGCCCCCAGUCCACCCCGGCACCGGCCUCAGGACCCGGCCCCACCAAGUCCACCGGGACCGUCAACGCCGUGCCGACACCACCGACGGACUCGGAACCACUCCAGAGCGGAAGCAGCAGCACCGGCGAUGACUCCCCAGCCCCGAUUGCUAUCGACGGAGACGACGCCUACUACGGCGCAACGCACUGGACCGCUCUCCUCCAUCACAUCCGCGAGAUCAAAACGGCCCUUGAGCCGGAUCCUACCGUUGCUCCUGAACCUCCCGAAGGUGGCGCCUGCUCCAUCGGCCCAGACUUCCUCUUCGGCGCCGUCGUGCCCGUCUCCCUGCCGGAGGUUCUCUACAGCCUCCCGCCACGACAGGACCUCGAGAAGCUACUCGGCGUCUACUUCAACGCUAGGUUCACCGCCGUGCCCUUUAUCCACGUCGGCCGCUUCCAACGCGAGUACGCCGCUUUCUGGGCCAACCCGGAGUCGAUGAGCUGGCUCUGGAUCAGUAUCUUGUUUUCCAUAAUAUCAAACGCCACCGUCAUCGUCCGCGGUAAGGGUAACGCCGAAGCACUCGGCCUCAACCCUGCAAAGCUCAAAGAGGCCUCGGCGUAUUCGGGUCGCGCGGUGCAGUGCCUCAUCAAGGGCAACUACCUCGCCGCGAGACCCUACUCAGUCGAAGCGACGCUCCUCGUCGCCUACUCCCGCGUACUAGGCAGCAGGGACAUGGACCCGGUCCUCUGGAACAUGUUCGGCGUCGCCACGCGCCUGGCCCAGCGCCGCGGCUACCAUCUCGAGCCCUCGCACCUCUCGGUACCCAUCACCCCCUUUGACGCCGAGAUGCGCCGCCGCGCCUGGUUUUACUGCGAGGCGUUUGACCUCCUGCUGUCCUUCCAGCUCGGCAUGCCGGCCAUCGUCCACGAAGGCGACAACGACGCCGUCGGGCCCGAGAACCACCCGGACGAAGACUUUGACGAGAACACGACGACGAUGCCGCCGCCUCGCCCGCCGACGGAAGCCACGCCUUCGCUCUACUACUGCUAUAAGUCGAAACUCUGCCGGAUCCUUCGGCGCGUCAUCCGCCACGCCCUAUCCCCCGCGCAGCCCGCCUACGCCGAAACCCAAGUCCUCAACGACACCUUGCACGCCUGGCACGCCGCCCUGCCCGCUGUGCUGCGCGUGAGGCCGAUCCGGGAGACGGGCUUCACGGAGCAGAAUCAUACGGUCAUGCAGCGGCUGAUGCUGGAGCUGAUGUACAGUAAGGCGCUGUGCGUGCUGCACCGGCGGUACCUAAGCAGGGAAAAGGGGUGCUAUAACGGGGACCCGCGCUUCGCUUCGUCGAGGGAGAUCUGCAGGGCUGCGGCGCUGCGGGUGUUGGAUUUGCAUGCCGAGUUUGAUCGGGAGGCGAGCCCCGGGGGUAGGUUGUUUGAGGAUCGGUACAUGUUGAGUAGUCUGACGUUGCAUGAUUUCAUGAUUGCUGCCAUGGUUGUUUGUUUGGAUCUGAAUGAGAGUACGGAUACGAGUGAGGAAGACUAUGAACGAAAAAUGGAGGCCCUAAAGACAGCAAGCGAGAUCUGGUCGCGGAGGUCAGACUGCUCCAAGGACGCAAGGCACGCGGCGGCGGUCCUGCGGGCCAUGGUCCAGCGCAUAUCGCGCCAGAGGAAGCAGCAGCACACCGACAACAUCACGAGCACGACGGCAACGGCUGAGACGGCAGCGAACACAGGCAGUAGUAGUUUCGAUGGCCCAUAUCGAGACCCGGCUCUGUUCAGCGAGUCGUUGGCUCUGCACUCUGGGUUUGGAGAUGUUGAUGGCUUGCGUUGUCAGACGCCAGGCCAGGGUCAGGGUUUCCUUGGAGAGGGGGCGUAUCAGAAUGAUGAGUUUGAUUUUAUGGCGUUGGAUAAUGCUUUGAACGAUCCUGCUAGUGUGGACUGGAGCAUGUUGGAUCAAUACUUGAUGCUGGACCGGGCUGGGGAACUGGCGAUGGACGUGUCCCUCGAAUAA
Messenger RNA from Colletotrichum lupini, 2046 nucleotides. RefSeq lists its product as uncharacterized. Gene Ontology annotation, cellular component: nucleus. The transcript is spliced from 3 exons. The record is from RefSeq and is a predicted model, not a curated record. Gene Ontology annotation, biological process: DNA-templated transcription. The coding region runs from base 1 to 2046 and encodes 681 amino acids. Gene Ontology annotation, molecular function: zinc ion binding; DNA binding. Lineage: Eukaryota; Fungi; Ascomycota; Sordariomycetes; Glomerellales; Glomerellaceae.